GGGGUGGGCGGCCGAUGCGGAAAUGCUUCAAAGGACAUCAGAAGAUUUUCUUCCAAAGAUGGAAAGUUCAGUUGAAGCAAUGGAUACCUCUGAUACCCAGUGGGGCUGGUUUUAUUUGGCUGAGUGUGGUAAAUGGCAUAUGUUUCAGAGCGAUUCAAACAGUCAUUGCUCUGUUAGCAGUGAAGAUAUUGAAAGGAGCUUCCAAACAAACCCACAUGGUUCUGUUUCUUUUACUACUGCGAAAUUUAACUACACACUAGACUUUUCAGUGAUGAAACAAACCAACCUAACGACCCUUAAGCAACGUCCAAUAAAGCGAGCUCCCUUUUCUAUCAGUGCUUUCAGUUUCAUCUGUGAAAAUGAGGCUAUCCCUAUGCCAUCACACUGGGAGAAUGUAAAUACCGAGGAACCAUACCAGCUUAUUCCAUUGCAAAAGAAAACAAAUGAAUAUAAUGAAGUUUCUAGUCUCUUUGGAAAAACAAUGGAUAGCCACCGAAUUAAAAGAAUUAAGAGAAUACAAAAUCUAGACUUGUGGGAGUUUUUUUGCAGGAAAAAAGCACAGCUAAAGAAGAAAAGAGGUAUCCCAAUUAUUAACGAGCAGAUGUUAUUUCAUGGCACCAGUAAUGAAUUUGUAGAAGCAAUAUGCAUUCAUAACUUUGACUGGAGAAUAAAUGGGAUGCAUGCUGCUGUAUAUGGAAAAGGGACCUAUUUUGCAAGAGAUGCAUCAUAUUCCAGUCGUUUCUGCAAAGAGGACAUGAAGCAUGGAGAUACUUUCCAAAUACAUGGUGUGAAUCUGCAGCCUCAUCUGCAUAGACCAGAUAAAGUUAUGUUUCUUGCUCGUGUAUUAACUGGUGACUAUAUCAAUGGUGAUUCAAAAUACAUGAGGCCUCCUUCAAAAGAUGGAAGUUUUGUGAACUUGUAUGACAGCUGUGUGGAUAAUACCUGGAACCCAAAGAUCUUUGUUAUCUUUGAUGCCAAUCAGAUCUACCCUGAGUACUUAAUUGAAUUUUGUUAAACUUGAAAGGAGCUGAACUGAAUGUUGUUUGUGUCUUUUUUGAUACUUCUGUUUCUUUUCUAAAGACAACAAGACAAAAACAUGAAGCGUAAAAGGAGAGAGGUGAAAGAAAAGCUGCAUAUGUUUAUGGAGGAGGGAAGCUAUUUAAGAGAGAUUGUUGAACUGUUUUAAAGAAAUGUAAACUUUACUAAUGCAUUUUUCCAAUGUAGGGAUUAUGACGAAUUUAAGAUUGCUUAGUGAGCCUUAAAUAUAUUGGGCAUUGAUAAGUUUUCAAAGGCAAGAUUUAUGUUCUGAUUUUUUUAAUAUAUUACAAGUAUUUAUUCACGUGGUAGAAAUAUGCCUGUAAUAUAGUAUGCAUAAGAUGAAAUUAAUUUUUUUAUAAAGAUUGUCUGUAGAACACAAAAAUAACAAAAACAACGACGAAAAACAAACCCAGGGGACUUGGCUACAUAUGUGUGUAUGUCUGUGUUCUGUAGUACACGUUGCUUUGUGUUUGGAGGUCUCUUAGUUAGGUUUUUUCUGUAGGUUUAGAAUCCAUUCUGGAGAAAACUGAUGAAGGAGCUAUAAAGUUCACCAGAGCUGUUAUUUUUAACUUUAGGUACAUUUUACUGUAAGCUUCAGUUAUAUACUUGCAAAGAUUUAAUCUUAUAUUUGCAAGAUUACAAAACCCUUACACUAGGAUUUGGACUUUGGUUUUGAUGGAGAUGAGGCACAUAAGCUUUUGUGGUUGUUAAUUGUUUGGUAUGUAGCAGUUGAACUCAAUGUUGAGAUACCAGCAGUGCCAUACACCUUUCCAAGUUCUUAUUCUAUAGAAUUUUUACCUUGUUAUAGUAUGUAUGUGCGUGUACUUACAUUGAUACUGCUGUGCUUCUUGCCUGGUCAGAGUUUAAGAAGCACUUGGUGUUUGUGCACUUUUUAUUACUGAAGGCAAUAUUUAGAUUAACUUGACUGGAAAUAAUACAGUUAAACUAACAAUGAAAACUUCAAAAGAUGCCAUCCUUUAAUUUUUAAACACUUUAAUAGAAGGCUUUCGAUAACACUUGUGUAGAACAGGUUUGCAUAACAGGCAUUGUUGUAAAGGUUUUUUUC
Molecule: messenger RNA, 2104 nt
Organism: Athene cunicularia (burrowing owl)
Lineage: Eukaryota; Metazoa; Chordata; Aves; Strigiformes; Strigidae
Gene: PARP11
Product: poly(ADP-ribose) polymerase family member 11
Exons: 8
Coding region: 23-1015 (330 amino acids)
Molecular function (GO): NAD+ poly-ADP-ribosyltransferase activity
Source: RefSeq, a predicted model, not a curated record